AUGUAUCGACCCAUCCUCUUAUUUGCUUCGACAAUUCUACCUGCUAUUGUUGGUGCCCAACAAUUGUCAGAUGGCGCAAUCGUUCCGUUUUCAUCCGACCUUCCCUCCUGCGCAUCACAAUGUGGACCUCUUUCUGAUGUUCAAGGAGCUUGCGUUCCUCCCCAAACCGCCGAUGUCUCUAGUUCUUGCUUUUGCGCCGAUGCCAGAUUAAAACCUUUCCUCACAGGAACAACCGGAGUUUCUUCUGUGUGCGGUGCCGCGAGUUGUACGUCGACUGCAGAUUUACAAGCAAUUGAAACUUGGUACGAGCAAUAUUGUAACACGCCAUCGGCAUCAACUACUGCAUCGAGUGGUGGAAGUUCAGCAACUUCUUCCUCAAGUUCUAAUAAUUCAAAUCCAACUUGGUUAUCUAGCCAUGUGAAAUGGGUCGCAAUGCUUAUUGUCCUUGUUGUCGGAAUAUCUGGUAUAUGGUUACUAGCAUUUUAUUUUAGAAGACGAUAUCUAAGGAAGAGGGAGAGGGAGAUCGAAAUGAGACCUCCAAUUGCCUUAGGACCACAUCAACUACAAAGUACAACAGGAGGAUACGGAUACGGAGACGGGGCUAUGAAUGCUGCUGAAGGAGGACAUCAUAAAGAAGCAGCUCGGACGACUGUGACAUCUACACCGGCAGAAGCAACAAGGGGUAAAAGGGAAAGCAGAGGUCUUCAAAAAAAGCAACGAACUUGA
This is a messenger RNA of Sclerotinia sclerotiorum 1980 UF-70, 726 nucleotides long. RefSeq lists its product as hypothetical. Lineage: Eukaryota; Fungi; Ascomycota; Leotiomycetes; Helotiales; Sclerotiniaceae. The record is from RefSeq and is a predicted model, not a curated record. The transcript has 2 exons. Bases 1 to 726 code for a protein of 241 amino acids.